AUGCGGCAGUGAUCUGUGUGAGUUAUGCCGCAGUUAUUGUGUAGCCGUUCAAGUGAUCAAACGUGAAGCUUCGGACACUACUCGCAAAACGUGAUGCAGCGCUUCGCCUUCGUCUUAAUUGCAGUACUGUGUGGCAUUCGCAGUGCCGCAUCGUAUUUCGGCGACGAUUUAAUUUUACAUGGAAACAAUUUACAUUUGGUUGGAAACCGAGGAAAAGUUUACGGUGAUAAUUGUAACGUUGUUGGUGAUUCUUGUGAUAUCUAUGGAAAUGAUGGAAAAAUAGUGGGUGACAAUGGUGUUAUUGUUGGUGCGAGAGGAAUGAUCGUGGGCAACAAUGGAAAUAUAACCGGCAGUAACGGUAAAAUAACAGGAACUAACGCAGGAAUUCAAGGCGAUAACGCGCAUGUUAAUGGCGAAAAUGCUGUUGUGAUAGGAGAUAAUGCUAAGGUAACAGGUCAAAACGCAAGAAUUAUAGGGAACAAUGGUACAAUUGUUGGAGAUUAUGGUACUAUCCACGGUAAUAAUGGUGUUAUUCGCGGUUAUAGUGCUAGGAUAGUAGGAGAUAAUGGAGUAAUUUACGGCAAAGGUGGUACCAUUUCUGGUGCAGGAGGACAUAUAUAUGAGAAUGACAGCGUAGUUGUGAAUUCCGUUGGCAUCAUAAUAACAAAUGGUAACUGGUAGUUUGGUUUUGCCAGAAUUGCAAUUUUUAGAAACUGUUUGCAAUAUUUUAAUCAGAAGAUGCCAUUUGCUCAGUGAAAGUAGACGUCACUCUGACAAUAAAAGACGCCAUUGAAAUUAUUUCACUCUCUUAUGACUGGCUGUUAUUUGUACAGUAGCUUUUGGAACUGCCAAGAUUGUUGUUAACUACCUUUAUUGUGCGCAUUAAGGUGGUAGACGUAGGCCUACAUCACGUAACAAUAUCAGUUAUCAUAUUGUCAUGAAGAAUGAAAAAUAUUAGAGGACAAUAAUCAAUUAUUUGCAAAAAAUAAUCAUGCCCUCUAUAAACUGUUUUAUUUUUCUCUUCUUUUUUUGCAUGUUGAGUGACAUAUUACUUUUCCUUUUAUGAUUUUAUGCACAUAAUGACUAAUAAAUGGAUCGUCUUGAUCAACA
This is a messenger RNA of Schistocerca gregaria, 1110 nucleotides long. RefSeq lists its product as uncharacterized. The record is from RefSeq and is a predicted model, not a curated record. The transcript is spliced from 2 exons. NCBI's taxonomy places the organism in Eukaryota, Metazoa, Arthropoda, Insecta, Orthoptera, Acrididae. The coding region runs from base 94 to 681 and encodes 195 amino acids.